Penicillium daleae is the source of this 222-nucleotide messenger RNA. RefSeq lists its product as uncharacterized. The coding region runs from base 1 to 222 and encodes 73 amino acids. The record is from RefSeq and is a predicted model, not a curated record. NCBI's taxonomy places the organism in Eukaryota, Fungi, Ascomycota, Eurotiomycetes, Eurotiales, Aspergillaceae. The transcript has 2 exons.
AUGCAUAUCUACCUCAGCCCCGAACAGGGGAACACCUACAGUAACAGUUCUCGUACGGAUCACCAAUGGGUCCACAUGGAACCAAUUAGCGUUGCGGCCCAACACCCAGUAUGGCAUCCGUCCACUUCUACUGUCCAAACUCGAGCUUUGCGCAAGUUCGGAAGCAUGCCUAGAUUCGCUGGGCUGGUCAACAGUCGCGUCUAUGAGGCUCCGAAGCCGUGA